AUGGCGAAACCAACCUUCAGCAAGUCCUCCAAGCACAUCUCCAAGCGCGCCCCGCAGCCCGCCCAGUCUGCCUCGACUCCUCCCUCCAACAAGACCACUCAAUCCGACGCUGAGAUGGACAUCGCCGACGACCUCGAUGGCGUGUGCUUGGACGUCGCCCACAGCACCUCGAACUCCGACUUUGACAUCAUCGUGGACACACCCGCCACUCUCAAACGCUCCCGCUAUGCCUGCGAGAUGGAAGAUGAGGUUGACUUCGGCGACGAUGAGCCCGCAACCAUCCGCCGUCGUAGCUCUUCUCCACGGCGCGAUAAUGUGAAUGAGGACGCGGAUAUUGAGGAUGGCGAGAUUGAGUUCAAAGGUCAAGGCAGCGCAGCUGACCAACACCCUUCCAACGCGAACUUCCCGGGCGUCACUGCCGACAACGUCCCGAUCAUCCCCAAGGGAACAAUCAACAAGACCAUCCGCUACUACGCACCCUGCCCCAUCGUCCGCUCCCUUGACUGGCGUGAGCCCGAUGGACCUAACGUUGGCGAAGGCAAGCCUUGGACCGGAGGAAUCGGAGACCUUGAGGCUGCGUUCGUGCAGACGCGUGGCGCCAUAGCAAAGUCUCCCUGCGAGUCCUGCAGCGCUGGCAAGGGUCUCUGGAAGUCAUGCGUCGAGCGCCUCGGCUCGAAGAAUAACGGGAUUUGCGCCAACUGCUGGCAGGCUGGUGGGUUCUGUACCAACUUCAACAAGCAGGCCGGUGAUGCGUCCGCGCCCCGUGCACAUGGUUUUCGUUUCCGAUUCAGGAACCCUAGACCCGGACCACUCAACGUCCGAGUUGAUUCAACUCGAAUGAAUGCGGCUAGGGAGAACUAUGAGCUUCGCAAUGCCCCGGAGGUUAUCCCCUUCCCACUCGGUGCGGAAGCAAUCAACAACCUGCCUCUCUUGAAACGCGCCCGACAGGACCUCUGCGAGCACAUCGCGCGAAUCGAUGCUCGCAUUGACAUGCUUGAGAUGAAGGAGAAGCUGCAGAAGGAAGCUGGAGGGGAGAUCGCUUGGGAUGAGAUUUGA
This is a messenger RNA of Aspergillus mulundensis, 1056 nucleotides long. Its product is annotated as DUF3716 domain-containing protein. The transcript has 3 exons. The record is from RefSeq and is a predicted model, not a curated record. Lineage: Eukaryota; Fungi; Ascomycota; Eurotiomycetes; Eurotiales; Aspergillaceae. Bases 1 to 1056 code for a protein of 351 amino acids.